AUGUCGACGGGCUCCCCGACGCUGCCUACUCCGAAGCCCGUGACAGAAGACGCUGAAAUCCUUCCUCGCCCCGCACCGUCGUUUCGCGAGGCCCUGGCAUCUCUGCCUGGCGACGGUAGUCGACAGGCUCCCGUGCUGUCUGCACCUCGUCCCGUCGCGCCGCCUGUCCCUCUCGCUGCGACGUCUGAUGUGUCUGCUCCGCCUGGCGCUCUUCAAGCUGCCGACCCCGCCGCUCCGUCUGCGGCCGCCGAGCGGGCGGUUGUUGCUGGCGGCGUGACGGCCCAGUCGCCUGAUGUUGCACCGCCAGCUCCGCACGUGGCGGGUCCGUCUGCGCCGCCUGUGGCCGUUCCCGUUGCGCCGCUGGUGGCAAAUCCCUCUGCGCCGUCCGCUCCGUGUCCGCAGUCUCCUGGCCAUCGUCAGCAGAGGCCCCAAUCCCCCGCGCGGCAGGACGAGCGCGAGACGUCCCGGCGCCGCCACAAUUCCCCGCGUCGCCGCGGUUCCCAGGCGAACUGGGCAGCGCAACGUGGUGGCCGAGGCGGCUGGUGGGGGCCGCGUCAGCGUGGUGGCGGCUGGGGGUAUGAUCAGCCGGUGACGAUGGCUGACCUGCAGCGCGCGGUAUCUGCUGCUGUGCGCGAGGAGCGGAACGGGCAGGCGAGCCAGAGCAACUCCCCGCGUGUUGCUCAGACCCCCGUGGCACCCCCUCCAACUGCACCUCCUGCCCAGGCUGCCCCUCGUCCUCCUGCGAUUGCUCCUCCUCCUCAUGUUCCCGCCGCUUCAACCCCUGUCCCGGGGAAUCACCGCCAGGUGCCGUGGGUCCCCCCUGUGGCGGGGGUCGAGUUUUUGACCGCGGCUGGUGGGCCCGUGACUGCGCAAUAUCCGUCCCUGCUGUCUGUUGAUCCCCCUCCCCCGUCCGCAGGUGCGGCGCACUCGUUCUCGGCCCUGCUGGGGCCUCAGCGUCCGGUCGCGGUUCCGGAGGUGACCCUUGGUCAGAUCUGGCGCCUCUCGGAGGCUCUGCGGGUCGUGCAUCUGGUGCAUGUGUAUGGUCAUGCCGCCUUGUCCCAGGGCGACUCACUGGUGGGCGGCCCUCGGGAUGAUUGUUUCGCGGCAGCUGAUCGCCUCGCCGAGCUGCUAGCGCCCGUGUUGGCUGCGCCCGCGCCGGGUGGGCUUGCGGGGGUCGGGCCCCUUGGUUCGGCCGUACGUGGGCUGCGGCGGUUGUUGCAUGCAGGGACUGGAUCCGGGGCGAUCGCCGCAGGCACGGUGUUGGUGCGUGAGCUGCAUCGCACGCUGUCGGGGCUGCUUGCUGUGUUUGACGUGGAUCAGAUGUAG
Molecule: messenger RNA, 1326 nt
Organism: Closterium sp. Naga37s-1
Lineage: Eukaryota; Viridiplantae; Streptophyta; Zygnematophyceae; Desmidiales; Closteriaceae
Source: the annotation of a GenBank genome assembly